AUGUCUCGCGGCGGCUUUGCCGACUACAACCACAAUUUGAGGUUGCUUCCUCUGAGCCUGAGUUCGGAAAGGAAGCGGCAUGAGAUAAACCCCCCCACACCUCGAGGGGUUUGGGGGUGUCGCUGCGGGGUGUCUCUUGGGGCUGGGGGUGGGAUUAGUGAGCUCCGGGCUGGCCCAGAAACCGAUACGCCCCCGACCCCCGAGUCGGGCUUUUCGUUGCUCAAACCUGGCCGCCGUCGUCGCCGCUGUCCCCCAACAGAGGACCUGACCCUGGACCCGGACUCGGCCAACCACCUGCUGAUCCUCUCCGCCGACCUCAAGAGCGUCCGGAUGGGCUGCAGGAAGCAGGAGCUGCCCGACAACCCCAAGCGCUUCGACACCAACUCGCGGGUCUUGGCCACCGCGGGUUUCAAGUCGGGGCGGCACUACUGGGAGGUGGAGGUGGGGCCCUCGGACGGCUGGGCCUUCGGCGUGGCCAAGGAGUCCGUCCGCAGGAAGGGGCUGACGCAGUUCUCCCCCGAGGAGGGGAUCUGGGCCGUGCAGCAGAACGGCGGGCGCUACUGGGCCGUGACGUCGCCCCAGCGCACGCCGCUGUGCCUGGGCCGCAAGCUCAGCCGGGUGCGCGUCUACCUGGACUACGAGGGCGAGGAGGUUUCCUUCUACGACGCCGAGAGCAUGGAGCACAUCUUCACCUUCAACGUGGCCUUCCAGGAGAAGGUGUUCCCCCUCUUCUCCGUCUGUUCCACCGUCACCUACAUCAAGCUGUGCCCCUGAGGUGCCCCCCGUCCCCGGGGCGUGCCCGGCCCCCUGGGCGAGCUCAAAAAGACUCCAAGCCGGCCGCGUCCGGUGGCGCGCGGGGGGCUGAGGGGUGGCCGGUGAGGCGGUCAGGUGAGCACCUCAAGGUGGGUCUUCGGGCCAGGUGGAAACGGAGGGAAGUCCCAGCGGUCGCGGUUGCCACCUUAAAGGAAGGUCGCCAGCUCGAAGGCCGCGGUCAGCCGGCUCAAAGAUCGUGGCCACCAACCCAAAGGCUGUGGCCACCGGCUUGAACUUGGAAAGGGGUGAGGAGCUCAGCGAGGAGGAACCCUCCAGAAAUGAUCUGUGGCUCCGGCCCUGCCCUCGGAUGGGGGUUUAAGGAUCCGCGGGGAGCUUUGGAGUGGCUCCUCCGCCGCUUCGGAAGCGCCAGUGGCCGGGAGACGGAAUAUUUGUGGGGGGCAAAGGAAUCUUCGGGCGUCCACCCCAAAGCAAAGCUCCUCCCUUUGUCCGCAGAGAAGAAACCCAGCCAGAAAUUUCCCGGCUCCUUCUGCCACCCGGGGGGGAUAAUUGUCCCCCCGAAAAUCCUGAUUUUUGGGGUUUUGUGAGAGUUGUCUGAGCUGUCCACCGGCUCAGCCCUGUCCAGCGCGGAAGAGCCCGUGUGGGUUUUUUUUGUCUGCCCUCCUUAUCUGGUUCUCCACCCACAGAUAGACUCCAGAAAAGGUUAAAAGGUGCUUUUUUUUGUUUUUUUUUUUGUUUUUUGUUUUUUGUUUUUUUUUUUUUUUUUUAAGUGAUGUUCGUCCCGCUGGACCUGAGCAAGACCCACAUUUGUCCCUCUGGUGCUCCCGGUGCCGAGGCUUUUCCUUGGAUGAGAUUUUUACAAAAUAUAAUAUAAUCCCUCACAAUUCUCACGCUUUGCGUGGGUUCAGGUGCUGAACCUUGUGUUCCCUCAGGUUCUCAGCAAAAUCACCUUUUUAUCCUCAUUUCUUGGUUGUUUCUUUGGUUUUUUUUUUUCCCCCCCACUGGAAACCCUCGGUCUCUGCCAAGGCGCUGACGCUGAACUCGCAGUUGCUUCAUCCACUUCGGUUUUGCCAA
Messenger RNA from Vidua chalybeata, 1845 nucleotides. RefSeq names its product E3 ubiquitin-protein ligase TRIM7-like. NCBI's taxonomy places the organism in Eukaryota, Metazoa, Chordata, Aves, Passeriformes, Viduidae. The transcript has 2 exons. Bases 1 to 774 code for a protein of 257 amino acids. The record is from RefSeq and is a predicted model, not a curated record. Gene Ontology annotation, molecular function: protein binding.